AUGGAGAAGCGACAAGCUGUCGAUGUGUUGGACCGGGCGGCCCUGUAUCAGCAGGCGCUCAAAGAAGACAACGUCUCACCAUGGUCCAAGGGGAUGUUGAUCAUGUAUCUGAUGUUGUUUGUUGCUAUGAUGAAUGACACGGCCGAGGGCUUCGACUCAUCGUUGAUGAGCUCCAUCAACGCAAUGACACCGUACCACACCUUCUUCCAUGUCGGCCGGCAGACAGGGAGCACCGGGAUUGUGUUUGCCAUCUAUUCGCUCGGCAUCGCCUUGGGUGCCCCCAGCUCCGGCGCGAUCAUCGACCGCUGGGGCCGUCGCAUUGGGAUGUUCAUCGGCGCCAUCAUCAUCAUUAUCGGCACCAUUCUCGAGAGCGCAGGACCUGACAUUGGCUCCUUCAUGGUCGGUCGAUUCGUCAUCGGCUGGGGGUUGUCGAUCUCCAACAUCUCGGCCAUCACUUAUCUGGUCGAGAUCAUCUACCCGCCGUGGCGUGGAAUUUUUGGAGGUCUCUACAACGUUUUGGGCUACUACAUUGGAUCUAUCAUUGCCUCGUGGGUCGUGUAUGGCACAGCAUACAUCGACAACAACUGGAGCUGGAGGCUACCAACCGUUCUGCAGCUUGUACCGUCGCUGUUUGUCCUAGCCGGCGCGCUAUUCAUUCCAGAGAGCCCACGAUGGCUCAUGGAACGGGACCGCACCGAGGAAGGGAUUCAGAUCUUGAUCAACCAUCACGGCGGCGGCAAUCCGAAUUCGGCAGUCGUGCGGCUCGAGGUAGACGAGAUCCAGCAGUCGAUCAUCAGCGAAGCAUCGCUCAAGGACUCGAGAUGGUGGGAUCUGCGCCCACUGUUCAGCACUCGCGGUGGUCGCUUCCGCGUCUGGAUCAUCUUCGUCUUCGGCUUCUUCAACCAGUUCACCGGCGGCGGCGUCAUCUCGUACUACCAGACCACCAUCUACUAUGACGUGGGUAUCACCAGUACCCACACGGAGCUGCUCAUCAGCGCCAUCUCCGGGCCACUGACCAUGUGUGCCGGAUUCGUCGGCAGUAUGCUUAUGGAGAAGAUGGGCCGCCGCAAGAUCAUGCUGUGGGCCGUCUUCUUCCAGAUGUUCUGGUACCUGCCCACCAACGUAAUGGCGUACUAUGCCGCCGGCGACCAUCUGCACAAGCCAUGGAUGGGCUAUCUGUUUGUAGUUUUUGUUCAGUUGUAUUCGUGGGCCUCGUCAUUUGGCUGGACCACCCUGCAGCAGGUGUAUCCUGCCGAGAUCCUAGGUAACGAUAUGCGAGCCAAGGGCAUGUCACUGCACAUGUUCCUCAACUACGCUGGCUCCUUUGUCGCGACUUAUACCACCCCGAUCGCUCUGGAAAACCUCGGCUGGAAGGCAUACACCGUUUACCUCUGCAUCAUGUUCGUCGAGUUCUGGCUCCUGUACUUCUGCAUGGUGGAAACCAAGGGCAAGACCCUCGAGGAAAUCGAGGAGAUCUUCAACGAUCCCAACCCUGUCAAGAAGUCCCUGGAGACACGACCGGUGAUCACAGAGGACGAGGUGGUGGGUGUGUGA
Messenger RNA from Penicilliopsis zonata CBS 506.65, 1554 nucleotides. RefSeq lists its product as hypothetical. Gene Ontology annotation, cellular component: membrane. The coding region runs from base 1 to 1554 and encodes 517 amino acids. Gene Ontology annotation, biological process: transmembrane transport; carbohydrate transport. Gene Ontology annotation, molecular function: carbohydrate:proton symporter activity. Lineage: Eukaryota; Fungi; Ascomycota; Eurotiomycetes; Eurotiales; Aspergillaceae. The record is from RefSeq and is a predicted model, not a curated record. The transcript is spliced from 5 exons.